AUGACUGAUACUGUCAUUGACAAUAAUAGAGAUGAAGAUUCGCUUUUAUUACUUCUUCGAGAUGCUAUUGUACAACAUUCACCAUUAAAUGAUAUUAAACUCAUUCUCAGCUGUAAAUAUGUAAAUAUAAAUGGAUGUGUUCGUCGUGGUCUUAGACCAAUACAUUAUGCUGUAUUUGAGAAUGAUAUCGAAGGUGUUCGACUUCUCGUUGAAGACUAUAAUGCAGAUGUUAAUGUACUUGAUGAAGCUGGUUAUUCACCGUUACAUUUAGCUGCGAAAUAUGGCUAUAUUGAAAUAAUGCAUAUAUUAAUUGAUCAUGGUUCUCUUGUUAAUUUUCGCAAAGCAAUCAAUGACACUCAAACUCGUGCGUUGAUUGCACCUUUUUAUGAUGUGAUGACAGAACCAUUGAGUCUUUGUUUGGAAAGUAAUCAUCUUGAAUGUGCAUGUUUGCUGCUUCAGUGCGGUGCUGAUGUUAAUCAACAAUAUUUUCUUGGCUAUGAAAUUAAUUUAUUAUCAUUUGAAAAUCACAAUUCAUUGGAAUUAAUUCUUAAAUACGGUGCUAAUCCAGAUGCUCUGUCACGUAGUGGUAUUACACCAUUAAUAAAAGCAUGUCGAGAAGGAAAUUUAGGUGCAGCCAUUUUACUCUGUCGUUAUGGAGCUAAUGUUAAUUAUGUCACAAGAAAAUUUCGACAAAGAAACGCUCUUGUUACAGCUAUUGAAUCUAAACGAAGUGAUAUUGUCGAACAAUUAUUAAUUUAUGGAGGUUUUGCGAACAAACAUCCUGAGUUGUGCAAUUCUCCAUUGGAAUUAGCUAUUCGAAAAGAUACAAUUGAAAUAGUUCGACUUUUAAUCGCUUUUAAUGCUGAUACAAAUGAAGAGACAAACGAAGAUGUCGAAUGUACAACACCAUUAAUUCUUGCUUGUCAAUGUUCAUAUCUUCGAGAUCAAUAUAGUAUCGUUAAAUGUCUUCUUGAAAAUGAUGCUAAUCCAAAUCAAUCUGUUUUGAAUACUCCACACCACCAUUUUCAACAUAUUCCCUAUCGAACUCCACUAGUUGCUUAUGUUAAGCAUGCUCACGAACGUCGACUUGAUAUGCGUAUUGUUCGGUUACUCAUUGGUUAUGGUGCACGAAUAUCAUUUUCACGUGGACGAGAUAGUGUUCUUCGUUUUCUACGUCGUUUACAAUCGAAUCCAUAUUUAAUUGAAUUAUUGUGUGAUGCAGCCUAUUUUUUUCAUCCAAGUUAUAUAGCUGAAUGUAGAGAACUUGAUGAAAAAACAAAAGAAGAAAUCUAUCGACGCGCCACAACACCGCAUACACUAAAAAAUAUUGCACGAAAACAAAUUCGAACAAAUAUAUUUAAUUCACCGAAGAAAAUACGAAUUGAUCGAGCGAUACAAAAACUUGAUUUACCCAAUUUUCUUCAACGUUAUUUACUCUUCGAAAAUGCGUAA
Rotaria socialis is the source of this 1452-nucleotide messenger RNA. NCBI's taxonomy places the organism in Eukaryota, Metazoa, Rotifera, Eurotatoria, Philodinida, Philodinidae. The record is from the annotation of a GenBank genome assembly.